AUGUCUCAAGUAAGAAAAAGAUCGAACUCUGAUAGCUUGCAGGGCAAUAAGCGUAGAAAACCACAGUUCAUCAAACACAACUCUACAAACCCUGUGAACAGUGAUGGCCUCUCGGAGUGUUUCCACAAGAUCAACGUCUCGCUGUACGUUUCCCUGGCACCUUCGUACCUCAAACAGCCAAUCGAAGGUAUCAAGUCCCAGCAUUUGGACCCUAUGCUUAUGAAGAACUUCGCCAAGGUGAACGGUGUUGUCAUUGGUUACGAUAACGUGACGGUGAGCGAAGAGCACAUUGGAGAAAGCGGUGAUAUCAUUGCAACUGUGAACCCACAUAGUCCAUUUGCAUUCCUGUGGGUCUCAGUGGACUUCCUAGUGUGGAAGCCUCAAGUGGGUGAUGUCCUCGAAGGGUUGGUCUACAUGCAGUCACCAUCCCACAUCGGUUUGCUCAUCAACGACACGUUCAACGGAAGUAUCAAGAAGAAUAACAUCCCAGAAUCGUGGCAGUUUAUACCUAACCAGGCCGAUGAACAAGCCACAGGGUCGGACGAGGAACAACUAAAGUCCCAGUCCCUUGGUCAAUGGAUCGAUGAGAAUGAGAUCCCUAUUGAUGGGAAGGUGAAGUUCACCGUGAAGGCCAUCCACAACUCAGGUAGAGUGGUGUCUGUUGAAGGCUCUCUCAUAAAACCUGGAAGCGAAAGCGAAGCAUUACCUGUGGUUCCUAAUAAGAAGAUCAAAUUCGAUGAUCUGGAAGUUGUUCCACUUGAGACUCAGCAAGAAGUCACGAAGGAGGACGUUCCUGUUUAUGAAGAUGCCAGCGAAGAAGAAGUCGUUGCUGAAGAGGACUCCAGUGAAGAAGAGGACUCUGACUCCGAUUGA
Williopsis jadinii is the source of this 873-nucleotide messenger RNA. It is a transcript of the gene RPA43, whose product is annotated as DNA-directed RNA polymerase I subunit RPA43. NCBI's taxonomy places the organism in Eukaryota, Fungi, Ascomycota, Saccharomycetes, Phaffomycetales, Wickerhamomycetaceae. The coding region runs from base 1 to 873 and encodes 290 amino acids. The record is from RefSeq and is a predicted model, not a curated record. Gene Ontology annotation, biological process: DNA-templated transcription; DNA-templated transcription initiation. Gene Ontology annotation, cellular component: RNA polymerase I complex. The transcript has a single exon.